AUGUCGAUUGUUAUUAGAUACUUAGAAGGUAACAACGUGCGGGAGGAUUUUGUGUCAUUCAUAGAUUGUCAUUCUGAGAACUAUGAGCUCAGUCCCGAUACGUUGGAGCCGGUUUUGAAUGGUACUAUUUUAGGAAAAUCAGUGAUAAAACAAGUUCAAAAAUUUCGUUUACCAUUGGAAAAUUGUGUAGGAAUUUGUACAGACGGAUGCAGCGUAAUGACAUCAAAACAACAAGGAGCCGUCCAAGAAAUUCAAAAAGAUAUGAAUAUAGCUGUACGAUGUCCAUGUUUCAAUCAUGCUUUAAAUUUGAGUUUGUCGAAAUCAUCAAACGUUCAAUGUGUGAGAAAUGCUGUAGGGGUAAUGAAGGAAAUAAUAUCUUUUUUCAAAGCCUCUUCUAAACGCAAUUAUGUCCUCAAACAAACAUUGGGUGAUCAGCUCUCUGGAUUGUGUGAAACGCGAUGGGUAGAACGGCACGACUCCGUUCUGCAGUUUAAAGCAUCGAUUGAAAAAAUUUUGCAAGCUUUGAAUUUGAUUUCCGAAUGGAACGAAAGAGAAUCUUCCAGUAAAGCUAGGACGCAUAUACUUGCGAUCUCAUCAAAUUGCAGCUUUAUUAUCACUUUGUUUUGUCUAAAUGAAGUACUCGCAAUAACGUUACCUCUGAGCAAAUUAUUGCAAACAAAAAAUUUGGCUAUAAGCUCUACACAGAAUGCUGUUCUAAAUACGCUGCUUGUUUUGAAAGACAAACGCAACAAUGCAGAAACAAAUUUCAAUGCUUUGCUUAAAGAAAUAAUGCCAUGUCUAGAAAAUUUGAAUAUAGAUUUAUGUAUUCCAAGAGUGAAUAAAUUCAUGAAAAAUCGACCUAAUCCAGAUAUUCAUUCCUCCACAGAAUACUUUCGAAUAACGAUAUAUAUUCCUUUACUUGAAAGUAUCAUUUCCGACAUUGAGUGUCGUUUCCAGCAAGAAACCAUGGAUGUAUUUAAUCUGCAAGUAUGUGUUCCUGCUAUAUUAAUUCAUUCAAAUGAAGAUGACAUCCAUUCCGCCGUAGAAAUUUUGAUUGCAAAAUAUGGAAGUUUGUUUGAGACAGUUAGAGACGUGCUGAAGUCAACUUUUAUUGCAGAGCUACAUUUAUGGAAAAUGAGAUGGAAACACAGCAAAGAAUCGGAAAUUCCGAGCGAUGAUCUAAAUGCUCUCAUACAAUGUGAUGAAAUGAUGUAUCCAAUCAUUAAUAAAAUUUUAAAAAUAUUGUGUACUCUUCCAGUAAGUGUUGCAUCUGCAGAGAGGAGUUUUUCAGGACUGAGAAGACUUAAGAGUUGGCUGAGGGCCAAUAUGGGUGAAGAACGGUUAACUGGCCUUGCACUAAUGCAUGUCCACAAGGACAUUGUUAUUAACGAAGACAAUAUAAUAGAACGUUUCGCUAAAAGUGGAGUGAGCCGAAACAUAGAGUUCGUCAUGUACAGUGUGAAAAAUGAAAGAAUACCCAUGAACGAACAUAUAAAACACGCUGUAUUUUCCUGUCACCGUUCCACAGAAAAAAUUGUCCAGAGCAAGUACAUGUAACAAUAAUUAUUACAUGUACUGGCGCUGGCCAAUUUUUUGUUCGACACGGUGACAGGAAAAUACAGCGUGUUUUAUAUGUUCGUUCAUGGGUAUUCUUUAAUUUUUCCUACUGUAGAGUAUUAGUUUUUUGUUUAUAAUUUCAUUUCAUUCGAGUUAUUGUUAUUUUCUCUUUUCAAUAUAUAAAACAUCCCAUUCUGCGUUUUGUGUCUGUAUUGAAAUUGAGAGCUAAUAUCUAAUUGUGCAAAAUGCCCCCCCCCCCCCCCCCUGAAUUAAGAUAUAUGACCGCCCUUGGGAAGAGUCUACUUCAACUAGUAAAAGUUGAAUUAAGUUUUUCAAAUCAACUCUUACUGCUCGUUUUAUUUGGACUUGACUCGAACUGGGAAUAGUCAAAUCUAACUGAGACUCAACUUGAACCGUAACAUAUAUAAUUAACACUACAACAAACUAUUAACAAAAUUCAUUUCUAUCGUUAGAAAUUCCUCCCUAUCAAAAACUUCAUCAGUUCAAAUCAAAUGUAUUUUAAACUGUUUGCGUUAACAGUUUCAUACUUAUAUUGCAUAGAUUUUGUCUUGUUCUUGCUUGAGCUGUUCUUCUUCUUCUUCUUCUUUAAGUGCUAUCUCCCAAUCGGAGGUUGGAUAUCAUCAUCAUUAUUUUCGCUUUAUCUACCUCUGCUAUUGAACUGCAUUUGAACCAGUCCCUUAAUCUUUUCAACCAUUACCCCCCUCUUAUCUUUCCCUGUGUUAAAAAUCUUAGUAGACCAGGGCGCAUCUGUAAAAAUAUUAGUACAUUUGGAUGUUGAGAGGUGACUCAUUUUUUUGCACAAAUUACUUGAAAAUAACUCAUAUAAUAAUAUUUGAGUUAUCCUCCCACUCAAAAAGGUCCGGAACAUUGUUUAAAUAAUCAAAAUGUCAAAAAAUGAAGGAAAAAUUCGAUUUUUUUCUUCGUUUUUUGAUUAUAACUUUAAAAGUAUUCGUUUCCAAGAAAAGUUGCACUGACAUAAAAGUUGCGUAAUUAAAUUUAUUACAACAUAGGAUUAGUUAAAAAUUUUAAAAAUUGUCACCCUUGUUGCAAAAUAGCAAUAAUUGCGAAAAAACCAUAAAAAACAAGUAUUCGCAUUUUACGUUUUUCCACCAUUUAUACUACACCUAGGACCUUCAUAUUUCACCCAGAAAAACUUUAUGAUAUAACAAAACAAUACUGUAAAUUUCAUUAAGAUCGGUGUAAUAGAGUUUGCAAAAUAAAUUUUGCAAUCCAGCUUUCGCAAAAAAAAUCAUUUUUUCAAAAUUUUGCAAGACUGAAAAUAAAGCAGACGGCAAUUUGAAUUUUUUUUACAUAUAGAAGAAUACUGUACCUUUCAUUUACAAUUUUCAAAAUUAAAAUCGGUUAACUACCACGACGUCAGGAAUUUUUUUAAAUAAACAUUAUUUUUGGUGCUACGCGCAGGACAGCGGAUACGUUUGCUCUGAUUGGGCAUUCCAAUGACCUUUGAUAAUUAUUGAUAAAUUUUAAUUUUUAGUACAUUUCGGAAUAAAUAAAUAAAUUUGUUUAUUGCAAAAUAAAAACACAUACUCUGUCCUUGAAAUACAGUAGAACCCCGCAAAUCCGAACUAAUUGGGGGGACAGCCUGUUCGGAUUCCGAAAAGUUCGGAUUAUCCGAAAGUUAGCCUUAACUAGUAGUUCAAAGCUUUCAUUGUGAUUUUGAGUAGCCAAACGUUCUCGCAAGAGUCUGGACAAUAUUUUUGGAGUCAAGUUGACUACGAUAGAACCAAAGUAAGUUUGUGUUUAACCUUUAUAAACACUUUAUAAACCUAUAUAUUAAAGUAUAAUAUUUAUUUUUAAGAAAUUUUAAAUGUCAAAGUGCUAUAGUAAUCCAACAUUGUCCAAUUUUCUGGCUUUACUCUGUAUAAUAAACUUGUUUUUAAGUUUUUGUCUUGAAUUUUUAAAUUUUUUUCACUUUCCGUUGGUUCGGAUUUGCCGAAAGUUCGGAUUCGCGGGGUUCGGAUUUACGGGGUUCUACUGUAACACUUUUUUGACAAAAACUUUCUUUGUUCAUAUAUUUUAACUUCGAGAAUAAAAGUUUAUUAUUUUUAAACAUAUUAUGCCAUUGUUUAAACAAUAUUUCACAAACAAUAAUCAAAUUAGUUUGAUUUUUGUGGAAUUAAAAUAUUAAAAUACAACAAAAUAUAGAGUAAGAAACUAAGAAAGAAAAAACACCUCUGUCCUGCGCGUAGCACCAAAAAUUAAUGUUUAUUUAAAAAAAUUCCUGACGUCGUGGUAGUUAACCAAUUUUAAUUUUGCAAAUUGCAAAUUGCAAAUGAAAGGUACAGUAUUCUUCUAUAUAUGUACAUAAAAAAUUUCAACUUGCUAUCUGCAUUAGUUUCAGUCCUGCAGCAUUUUGAAAAAAGGAAUUGUUUUUGCGAAAGCUGGAUAGCAAAAUUUAUUUUGCAAAAUCUAUUAAACCGAUCUUAAUGAAAUUUACAGUAUUGUUUUAUUAUAUACUAAAGUUUUUCUGGGUAAAAUAUGAAGGUCCUAAGUGUAGCAUAAAUGGUUAAAAAACGUAAAAUGCGAAUACUUGUUUUUUAUGGUUUUUUCGCAAUUAUUGCUAUUUUGCAACAAGGGUGACAAUUUUUAAACCAAUCUUAUAUUGUAGAAAAUUUAAUUACGCAACUUUUAUUUUAGUGCAACUUUUCUCGGAAGUGAAUACUUUUAAAGUUAUAAUCAAAAAACGAACAAAAAAAUCGAAUUUUCCUUCAUUUUUUGGCAUUUUGAUUAUUUAAACAAUGUUCCGGACCUUUUUGAGUGGGGGGACAGCUCAAUUAUUAUUAUAUGAGUUAUUUUCAAGCAAUUUCUGCAAAAAAAUAAGAGUCGCCUCUCAACGUCCAUCUCAAAACAGAUGCGCCCUGGACUAUAUAUAGCAUUUCAUAUCGCUGUCUCCUAAUUACGUGCCCCAGAUAUUGUAACUUUCUUAUUUUGAUUGUGUUUAUUCUUUCGUAUUCUUUGCCCAUUUCUCGCAAUACUUUCGUGUUCGUUUUCUUCUGUGUCUAUUUAUUUUACAAACUGUGUAAGAUGUAUUUUUCCAGUAUGACUUGCAAAAUCCAAUCAGUUGCAGUAUCUAUUUCAAAAUCAGGUGCACCUGGUAUCCAUGACAAGAGACAAAGACAUAAAUGGAAUUUGGGCUCUGUGAAUUUGAAUUGAUUUUAUUUGUACCGCGAAAAACUUAUUUUAAGUUUUUUGAUCUACGAGCCUUGUAGGUUCUGAGCUAAAUAUUAUCUUCUUUCACUCUCUGCUGUCCUUAACCAUUUCUUCUCAGUUUCUAAUUUACUUCUGAUUUAGAUAAUCCGUAAUCAUCUCUGACCAUCUUGUUUUGGGCCUUUCUUUCCCCUGUUUUUGGUCACGUUUUCUCCAUCCAAUAUCUUUUACCUAUCUUGCAUUCUACCUAAAUAUCCCAACCAUUGUACUCUUCGUAUUCUUAUAACUUUAAAUGUUUCACGUUUUUGAGGGGUUCAUACAGUUCAUUAUUUGGCCUUCUAUCCCAUUAUUUUUCUCUUAGCUGCACAUCACAUAUUCUGCACAUAAGUUUCCGUUCCUAUCUUCCCAGCUUAUUUUGAGAUGUCUUAUUUAUAACCCACAUUUCAGCAAUAUACAGAAGAGUUAGUUUCAACACUUAAAAUUUUUUCUAAUUUUGUACUUUCAAAGCUGCUUUUAUUUCUGUUAUUUUUUUGCAUUUAUUGAUAAUACUAAGGGCCAACAAAUCUUUCCUUGUCUUACAUCGUAUUUUUUCUUGAAAUUGUAUGUUAUGUUGUGUAUUUAUUGAUCUCAUGGCAAUCUUAGACUAUUGCGAUAUUAGUGAGUUUUUAAUUUUACGUAGUGUUUUAGUCACACUUUCAUACCUUUAAUUUAAAUAAUAAAAAAAUUGUCAUAUAAUGGGUCAUAAUGAAAUUUAUUAUAGACAUAAGUAGCUAUGUCGGAACCAAGUUUUAAUUUUAAGUUUGAUUUUUAUUACACCUCGCCAAUGAGUGUUUUAUUGAUACAUACGUAAUUUUAUUUGCUCAAUUUUGUAAUGGUACACUGACGAAGGAGAUUUUGAAACGAUUUAUUCCGCUGUUCAAAAAUGUCAAAUCGUUCUCGACAAUCUGGCCUGUUGAAGUAGUAUACAGAAACUAUUUUAGCCAUAUCUGGUGGAGUAUACGGACACGUAUUCAACGAGUUCAAAGCUUUCAUUUAGCACGUUUCCUGCCACGUUGGUCCGAUGAGACAUUACUGGUGUUCGUUCAACAUUACAUAUUGUUCCGAUGGGAUCAUCAGAAGUUUUGUAUUUAUUAACAGAUCAUGUUGGUCCUAUGGAACAAACUUUUAUGCUGAUAUGUACCGAGCCGUCGGUGCUUAUUUAGUAAAAACUUGUGAACGGCUGUAGCUCAGCGGCAAUGUUCUGACUUCAUAAGCCAGAGCAAACGAGUUCGAUUCUCGGCACUAACAGCGACAUUUUCAUUUCUAAAAUGAUAUGAGAGGCGUGCACCGUGCUUCGGAGGGUACGUUAAGCCGUCGGUCCCCCUGUGCUAGUUGUGCAUCGACACUAGCUACUUCAAACAGGAUUAAAGAUGCAGUGGAGCCUGAACAAUCCGAAAGGAUCUCCCCGCAAAAAUGUCAUACGAUAUUAUCACACUAAAAACUAUCUAUGGUAACUCUAGAGAAAGUUUUCCUACAGAACCUACUGUCUUGUUUUCUGAAGUAAAAUAGGCAAUUAAAAUGCUAAAAAGAAAUAAAUUCCCAGGCAUUGACACUAUAUCAGGAGAAAUGAUUCAGUCAUUAGGUGACAAAGGAUUAUAAAUAGAUCAUUCCUUUUGUUUGUGUCGCUAUUUGGGAAAAUAUCCAUGUGGUUGGUGUAUACCUGAGUGACACAAGUGAGCAAACCGUAAACCCGAGACAAUUCAUUAAAAAGUCGAGAACAUUUCAAGUAUCUAUGAUAAUAUGCUUUGUUGACUACCAGAAGCCAUUCGAUUGUGCAAGCUUGGUAAAUCUUUGGUCCCUUUUAAUAUAGGUGGAUGCAUCGAUACACCUGGUGACACUUAUUAAAAAUUUGUACCAGUCCAAUAUGGCAAAAGUACAACUAGGUAUAUCAAAAGUUCCCCAGUCAAUUCAGAGCAAAGAGAGGGGUUACGACAAAGAUUUACCAACUGAACCUGACUUAUUCAAUAUUUAUGGUGAACUUCUUCUUCUUCUUAUGCAAUCCACUAAUGGAUGUUCGCGAUCACGUUUGACCAUUUUUCUCUAUCCCUUGCAGUAUGUAUUAGGUCUCCUAUGUUUUUUAGUCCUGUCCAUUGUUUGACAUUACGGAGCCAUGACAUUUUCUUCCUGCCCACUCCCCUUCUUCCUUCGAUCUUUCCUUCAAUUAAGGUUUGCAGAAACUGAUAUCUUUCAUUUCUAAUUAUGUGUUCCAGGUAUGCCGUUUUUCUCUGUUUAAUUGUGCACAUCAGUUGUCGUUCUGUACCAAUUCUUCUCAGGAUUUCUUCAUUUGUUAUUCUUGCGGUCCAGGGAACUUUAAGGAUUCGUCGAUAGAUCCACAUCUCAAAUGGUGAACAUGUCAUGAGAAUGGCUUUAGAAGGAUAGGUCGAUGUAAUAACGAUAUCCAAACCCAGAACAUAGUUUAACUGAUCCCCACCAGUGGGGCAGUCAGUCUUAAAAAUUUAUUAUUUUAGUUUUUAUCGUUGGAGUCCAGUCAUAAUAUAAGUGAGGGCUUGGUGCUGCGUCUGCAGCCAUUAGAGACUGAGUUGUAUAACAUUUGCUUGAUUACAAAUCAGAUUAAUUACUCUACCAUCCACUACAGCGUCAAAGAAAUUUCCUGGCUCACCAUUUGCCAACGUUUUAGCUACUUAAGCAUUUAUUUCUGAAGGAAUAGAAAAAGGUGCUAUUAGCUUGUAGGUACUUAUUAAUACUGGAACCCAGUUUGGUUUUAUUUUCGGUACUGGAUCUUCACUAUGUUGUGAAUCGAAGUUUGGUUCUGUAUUGAUAUUUUUCUCUACAAACUUUUGUAUAUUUUCCAGUUUCUUAAUUCUACGAAUAUGAUUCUUAUUCUGAGCUAGAGUUCUUUUCAUGAGAAUUUUUCAGUGCGUCACAGUUUUAAUUUCUUUCUAACGCAUUAAACUGUAUGUGACAGAAAAAAGGCACGUCUGUGAUUACAGACAUUUAUAACAUUUAUUCUAGUUGUCGAUAGAUGGCGCUGUAAUCGAAAAAAAAAUUAUUUACGAAUUAUAUAUCUCCGAAUAUAACCUGUACAAUUUAUAAAACUAUACAAAUCAAAGAAAAUACCAUUUUAUAAAUGCAAUAAACACAAUUGAUUUGUUUUUAUGCCAAAUUACAAAUAAAAUGUGACAACUGUCAGAUUUAAUUAAAAUGUCAUGUUAGAAUAAAUGUCAUAAAUGUGUAUUAUCCAGAGAUAUGUAAAGAGAAUAGAUCUGGCUAGGGAUAUGCCACUCAAUGCAUCGGGGUGUAACGCCGAUAUUAAGUACGGUGGUCUAGCUAUCUUUGCCUGUCGUGCGAGUGUGAUCGUAUCUACCAAGAGGUGGAAGUAAUGGAACGACAGUUACACAGAGGCGGCAGCCAUCAUAUGCUAGAGAGAGAAAUUUAAACGCUGGUAGAGAGAGAUAGAUAGACCACCGACCCGAACUGCUCCGCGUUACGCUAUUUUUCCGAGUUGGCCUAAUCUAUGUGUAUAAGAUCUUUGGUAUUAUCACGGUCUUACCUUUUUUCUAUCAUUUGUGACGCACUGAAAAGUGCUCAUGAAAAGGACUCUACACACUUAUACGCUAUCGGAAGCUUUGAAUGGUUCAUAAUUUGCAUCAGAAGUUUCACCCAAAUUGAAGCUUUUGCAAAUUGCAAAUCACGUUCUGUCAGAGAUUUAGAAUGAUGAGACAACCAAAAUCACGCAAAAUAUUGUAAAAAUAUAAAUUUUAACAGGGUGUAUUACUUACUUAAAUACAUUUUCGAAAGUACUUACAAAAAUAUGGUGGCGUGCACAACCACCUUGUUUAAAAAGACGAUUAUAUAGAGGCAUCGACAGAAAAUAUUGUUUUCAGAAAACGUGUUAAACAGCUUUCACAUUUGUUUUUUAUAUAGUAAGCGCCACGCUAGUAGACACACGGGUGCCUAAUUGCUAGGCUUGGGCUAAACCGGCCCGUUCUCACUUAUGAAUUUCUUUUCUGUAGUGUCAUGUGACUAUCAUAAAACUAUUCAAAAUAAUUGUUUUUCCAGACAAAAAAUACAUGAAUUAAUAGUAUUGUUACUUUGCUUUAAAAAAACUUUAUUCAAACACCAAAAAUAUUACAAUACUUACUUCAAAUACAACUGUUCUAUAAACUGUCAACUUUCUAUGUUUAUAUUACUUUCUACAGGGUGAUUGAUUAGUAGGGUAAAGCUCAAUAGCUCCGCUAUAGUAAUAAAUAUAAAUAAAAGUUAAUAACAAAAAUUUUAGCCACCUUUGAGCUUCACAUUACAAAAUUAGUUAGAAUGUUACAGGGUGUUCGAUAACACAGUGGCAGACCUAACUUAUGUUUUUUUAAAUGGAACACCCUAUAUUUUAUUUUAUAUUCGAAAUCCUGUUAACUUAUCCAUCACAAAAUAUAAAGGUUUGUAAUGUUAUACAGGGUAUUUACAAAGUUAUAACCAAUUUUGUAUGAAAAUCGUAACAAGUUCAACUCCCUGUAUAAAUAAAAAUAAGCACAACAGCAAUGGUUUAUUAAUGCCUUAUUCUAUUUUUCAUCUCAUCGUCAUAAACUUCAUUAUUAACGUAACCCCAAAAAAAUCAGUCCAGUUUAUUAAAUUCAAGUGAUUUUGGUGGCCACGCUACUGGUCCAUUGAAAAAUGAAAAUAUCUCGAAAACUAAUAAAUUUAGACAUAGGGAAUGUUAUCUAAAAAUGAAAGUACGUUAAUGGUACUUUUCAAUAGUGAUAUAAAAUACAGGGUGUUCCAUUUAAAAUUACUGAGAAAAUAAUGUACUUGCGUUUUGACUCACCCUGUAUUUGAUUUAAAGAAAAUUAGCAAUAUCGACCAUUCUUGAAAAUUUUGAUAAUACGUUAAAAAAUAUGGCAUUAAUAAACCAUUGUUGUUUUGCUUAUUUUUAUUUAUACAGGGAGUAGAACUUGUUACGAUUUUCAUAUUAAAUUUCUUAUAACUUUGUAAAUACCCUGUAUAACAUAACAAACCUUUAUAUUUUUGUGAUGGAGAAGUUAACAGGAUUUCGAAUAUAAAAUAAAAUAUAGGGUGUUCCAUUAAAAAAAACAUAAGUUUGGUCUGCCACUGUGUUAUCGAACACUCUGUAACAUUCUAACUAAUUGUGUAAUGUGGAGCUCAAAGGUGGCUAAAAUUUUUGUUAUUAACUUUUAUUGCUAUCUAUUACUAUAGCGGAGCUAUUGAGCUUUACCCUACUAAUCAAUCACCCUGUAUACAUUUUCUGGCAUUCUAGACGUCACUAGACAUAAAAGUAAACAGUGCAACAAGUGAGGGGUCCAGGACUGUAUUAGCUCAAUGUACCCGUGUGUCUAGUAGCACGGCGGUUACUGUAUACUUGGCCUUUUUUUACACAUUUACUAAUUUUUGUAUAUAUUUACAUGUACUUAAGUCAAACAAAGAACCCCAAAAGCUUCUCCUACUUCAAUAGUAACAAGUAAACCUCAUGUUUCACAUAUUUAUGACGUGAGGCAGUACUGACAAAUGUUCUUAAAAUUUCCUUCGUCUUCGUAAAUUUAUUUAUUUAUAAAUUAUUAUUAAUAUUUUUUUACUCUAUUUUUUUUAAUGUUAGAUACAACAUUUUUUUAUACAUAAGAUUUCAAUCAUUCACCAUUAAUUGUUCUCUUCAUUUUAUCUCUUUUCCUCUCUUUCUUGUUUUAUAUUCCUUUUCCCCCUUCAUUUUUUCUAUCUCCUACAUUACUUUCCUUGUUUCCUGUAUUGAUAAAUGUGCAUUUUAGGUAUUUAUACAGUGGGCACAAAAAAGUGAUAGAAUAGGGAACUUGAAUCACAACCGAAGACGAUUAAAAUCGAGAGAAAAUUCAAAUUAUAGCAGCCAGACCAAAACGCUCCCUCAUUGGUCGUGACGUCAUAUCAUUAUAAUGUUCGAGUUCCGCGUCAUUAAUUCAUUAUGUUUGAUAUUCGUUUGCUUGUUUGUAACCAUUUUAUGGUGUGUCUCAGUUUUAUAAAUCUUUAGAUAGUUGCUGUGUAGAUAUUUCAUAUUAUUUGAGUGUUUUUAUUAAGACAAUUUUUUUAAAAUGACCGAAGAGGGUUUUUCUAAAGGGGAAUAUGAUAACUUACCCAUUAUGAACAUAAAUAUUUAUUAUUAUGAUUAGUUUAUUUUAGUUUUAUAGUAAAAACAGUUCCAGAAAAAUAUUGUAUAGGUAGGUAAAUAUCAUUCAAUCUGUAAUGUACAUCUACCAAAAUAUACCAAAAGUUAUAAUAGUUUCUUUUUGUGCAAAAUACACUUGGUUUAUUAAAAAAAAACUAUUAAUCAGACAACAGACAUUAAAAUGUUCUUCACAUAAAUGAAGACUGUGAGAAUGAACUGAAAUUACUUCAAUUAGUCCAUUCUUUCACGGUUUUUGCUCUAAAUUUUAAAGAACCGCUUGGAUUGACAUGAAAUUUGGCAUACGUAUAGCUUACAUGUCAAAGAAAAAAAGUGAUAUUGUGCCGAUAUGUGCUUUUGCCCUGGGGGUGACUUUCACCCCCUCUUGGGGGUGAAAAAAUAUAUGUCCAAAAUAAGUCCGGAAAUGGGUAAACUGACUAAUUUUAAGUAACUUUUGUUCUAUAGAGCUUUUUCGCCAAGUCAACACUUUUCGAGUUAUUUGCGAGUGAAUAUGUUCAUUUUUCAACAAAAUAACCACAUUUUUAGACGGUUUUUCGCAAAUAACUCAAAAAGUAAGUAUUUUGUUGAAAAAAACGUUCCUAGCAAAAAUAUAGCCUAUAAAAAAGUAAAAAAAAAUGGUGUACGCGUUAGGUCUCUGGAUCUCACAGAACCAGAGUUACAGCCAAUGAAAAAUAGAUUCAUAUUCACCAAAUUUCAAAUAGAAUAUUUCGACGUGAAAUAUCCAAAAAAUUAAGCACUUUUUUGGGAAAAUACAUUUUAACUUUUUUAAAGUGUUUAAAAAAGCUUUAUUUUUGUUUUGACAAAAAGGUUCUAGCAUUAAAUUUAAGCAAGUUACGCUCAAAAUAAAGUAGGUCCCUUUUGUUUUUGUGCAAAAAAAAAUCGGGAAGACCACCCCCUAAUUAGCAACUUAAAUGAAAUUAAUCGUUACCGCUCCACAAAUUAUUUUACUUAUGUUGUGUUUAUAUGAUCUGUAAGUUUCAUCGAUUCAAAGUGCUUAUUUUUGAAAAAAUUUGGUUCCAAAGUAAAAUAUUUAAAAAUUUAAAUUUUGAAAAAUAUGUUUUUUUUUUCAAAAUAACUUAAAAAUUGUUAGAGAUACCAAAAAUCUCGAAAAACAAAAAAAAGUCGGCAUUGCUUUUCUGAAUAUCAUGUAUUUUUUUGUUUUUCUGUCGGACAAAAAUUGAUUAAGAUUUGGUGUUUCUAAAUUUGCAUAGAUUCGUGAUCAGUGACUCGUUCAACCCCUUUUAACUACAGCCCUUUCAAUAAUAAGGACUUUGAACCGAUGAAACUUACAGAUCAUAUAAACAAUAUAUACACGAGUCAAGAAACUUGUGAAGUCGUAUAUUAAGUUCAUUUAAGAUACUAAUUAGGGGGUGAUUUUCUCGAUUUUUUACCAAAACCAAAAGGGACUAACUUUAUUUUGAGCGUAACUUGUUUAAUUUUGAUGCUAGAAAUUUUUUUUAUAAAACAAAAAUGAAGCUUUUUUUAAACACUAUAAAUAUGUUGCAAUGAGUUUUCCCCAAAAUGUGCUUCAUUUUUGGCUAUUUCACGUUAAAGUAUUUUAUUUGGAAUUUGACGAAUAUGAACCUAUAUUUCAUUAUCUAUAACUCUGCUUCUACUAGGUGUGGACACGUGAUAAAUACACCAUUUUUUUAAAUUUUUUACAGGCUAUAUUUUUGUUAAAAAUGUUUUUUCGACAAAAUAGUUACUAUUUGAGUUAUUUGAGAAAAACCGUCUAAAAGCGUGGUUAUUUUGUUGAAAAAAUGAACAUAUUCACUGCCAAAUAACUCAAAAAGUAUUGACUUAGUGAAAAAACUCUAUAGAACAAAAGUUACUUAAAAUUAGCCAGUUUAUCCAUUUCCUGACUUUCUUUGGACAAAUAUUUUUCACCCGCAAGAGGGGGUGAAAACCACCCCCAGGGCAAAAGCACAUAUCGGCACAAUAUCACUUUUUUUCUUUGACUUGUUAGCUAUGUGUAUGCCAAAUUUCAUGUCAAUCCAAGCGGUUCUUUAAAAUUUAGAGGUUUUGCAAUAUUUUACCGUUAAUGAACGGACUAAAUGUAAUUUAACAUUUUUGCUUAUCGACUGGUAAUAUAAUAAAUAUUUUAUUGGGGUUUUAAUGGUUGUCUGUAACACAAAAUGGUAUGUACUAAGCAACACAUAGUAAUUACUUUUAUUUUUCAUUGUAAACACACAAUUCAAUACUAUCUCUUCAACAACUGUAUUCAACCAACUGCAAAGUAAACAAAGGGGUAUAUAAUUUUAUAUUAGACAUGAGAAAUGUCAUUAUAAAAUAUUAUGAUCUGACGUCACAAGGGUUUCGCGCGAUUUUUCGAUCGUUUGAAAUGAUUUAAAAACACGAGAAGAUUUUAAAUUUGUACUUAAGAGGAAAGGAACAUUUUGACGCUUGUCAAAAUUUUCAAUAUAUUUUAAAUGUAAUCAUUUUUUCGAAUCCUGAGAAAACUAAUACCUAAGUAUUUUUGAAAAAUUUAAACGCAGAAUGAAAUAUAUUACUUUAUUACCGAGGGACAAGCAAGAAACCCAUUAUGAACGGCCGGCACGGCACAGCCCGGCCCGGCACAGGACAGUCCAAAUUCAUUUGUAUAGUUUUAAAUGCAACGUAACCCAUUAUGAGCGGCCGGCUCGGCCCGGCACGGCACAGCACAGGCCGGCACGUCCAAAAACCCAUUUGUAACGGCCGGCACGGCACCGGAAAAAUUAUCAUAUAUUUUAAAAACUAUCGUAAAAUAAAAGUUUUUAAAAGACAUAAACUACACAAUUUUAAAGAAUAUGCAUCAUAUUAAAAAACGAAUUCAUGGUUAAAAGAUAAUGUACGUACCUGCCCAUUGAUAGAAAUUUUCGGAUAUUUGUAUCCAUGUAUUUGUCCUUUUUCUUACUAUCAUGAUAACUUGAGUCCGAUGCAUCAUACAAAAAUGGGUAUUCUCUGACACUCUCAAUGAAAAGUUCGUCCAUAUUAUUUUAUUUCAAAAGAAACAACGCGCUUUCAAUUAAAAAAUCAACAAUAUAUCUGCUUAUUACCAAUUAUGACGCACUGGCGCCGACUGGCCGUUCAGGCCGUUCGACUUCUACGGAUUUUAUUCUCCUCGGAGAAUUUUGGCCGUUCCGUUUUCGGAUAUUUGUACCCAUGUAUUUGUCCUUUUUCUUACUAUCAUGAUAACUUGAGUCCGAUGCAUCAUACAAAAAUGGGUAUUCUCUGACACUCUCAAUGAAAAAUUCGUCCAUAUUAUUUUAUUUCAAAAGAAACAACGCGCUUUCAAUUAAAAAAUCAACAAUAUAUCUGCUUAUUACCAAUUAUGACGCACUGGCGCCGACUGGCCGUUCAGGCCGUUCGACUUCAACGGAUUUUAUUCUCCUCGGAGAAUUUUGGCCGUUCCGUUUGCGUGCUGGACUGUGCCAGGCCGAGCCGGCCGCUCAUAAUGGGUUACGUUGCAUUUAAAACUAUACAAAUGAAUUUGGACUGUCCUGUGCCGGGCCGGGCUGUGCCGUGCCGGGCGUUCAUAAUGGGUUUCUUGCUUUAGAAUGAAUAAAAAGUUUAUAGUAAAGUCAGAAUUUGGUAUUAAUUUUGAGAGUAAAUUAAAUGUAAGACCAAAUACUUACGAUGUCGGGAUAGUAUCACGAGGGUUUUCCUGGUUUUCCCUCGUGAUUUACUAUGAGAUCUCUAACGCGAGAAUUUUAAUGUCACCGUUGCAUAUGGUUGUCUUUUUAAAGACAGAUCACAUGCUAUGAUUUUUUUGUGACGGAUAUUCUUGAGUUGGGGUUGAUUUCAUGUAAUCGAAUGAACUAUCUUUCAGUAAAGUCGUCCCAGGAACGCAACUCAUAAAUAUUGGCAAUAUCAUUUUAAAGUCUUCUACUUUAAAAUGUAUCAUAUGUAUCUGAAUUGCCGAUAUAAAUGAGUCAAAUUAAAUAAAUUAUUAGAAAAAUUUUUUUAUAAAGCAAGAACAUUUUUGUUUAUGUUAGUAGUAUUUUGUAUUUUGACAACGGCACCCGAUUUGGGCGUCGAAACGUUAAUAAAAAUCAUUUUUAAUAAUAUUGUGGCUUAUUUCCCAUUAUAAAUAGUUAAAAUAAUAAAAAGUUUCUUUUAAAUGAGAUAUUUGAAAUUAAAAAUCACACUAAAUUUUCUCUUAGUUUUUCGCUCCUGUAAGUUAUUAAAAUAAACAUUAUAGAAGUUUUCAGGGACUUUCGGCCCUCGGUAAUAACGUAAUCUUUCAUUUUGCGUUUAAAGUUUUUAAAAAUAUUCAUUAGUUUUCUCAGGAUUCGAAAAAAAUGAAUCCAAUUUAAAUAUUAUUGAAGCAGAAAGUUCGUACCCAUCCCCUUAAGGUUUUGAAGCGUAAAAUUUUAGAAAUCUUAUUUUUAAACAAAACUGAACAUUAUUAUGGAGUAAAAGAAAUGUGCAAGUUCCCUAUUUGGUAAAAAAUUCAACUCAACAACCCCAAAAUAAAUCCAAAGAAACGUUUUUAAUAAUAAUUGUGCUCUGAAUAUCAAACAGAUUUUUUGUUUUGUUUGAAACUUUUUGUCAACUUAAGACCAUGAUUUAUUUUUUAACCAAUACUGUAUUAGUAUUGCAAUGUCUACUGGUUUUUAAACUAUGCAGUAAGAUAUGCAGAUGAUAUACCACUAAUAACCUAUUCACAAGAAGAUCUUGGUCAUAUAAUGAAACAAAUUAAAAGAAGUGAAGAAGUAGUCCAUACAUUAUAUUUAUUGCAUAGUAGUGACAAUACUGGAAAAACAUUCUUUAAACUGAAUUGGUUAUAAUUUCAUGUGGUAUACAUUAUUUUUUUUAUCUUGCUACGUGGUUAAAUAGUUGUUCAUUAAUUAACAAACAGUAUGUUCGUAGUAUCUAAUCAUUUAGAAUGGGAAACAAACAAUUUUAGGAUUUUCCAACAAAACUAUUUGUCGAUAAGGUUUUAGUAUUAUUGAAGUGUACUGUUUAAAUUUUUUGGAAAAUAGUUUAUUUAUUUAGUUAUAGUUACCUAAACUGAACCAAAAAACAUAUUUCAAAACCAAUAUAUUUGUUUGAAAUAUAAAUAAAACGUAGAUGCUUUGUGAUAAAAUGUAAUGUAUUAACGUGAAAUUGAAAAUGAAAAAAAAACGUCAAAAGACAGAUUGACAGAUAGAAUUUUUACUUGCUCAUCAGAUGCCCACAUUCCGCAUUUACAUUACUUAUUAUUUUUUAAGUUAAUAAUUGUAAACGACCAAAUACGUAAUAAAGAUAUUAAACGUUGAAACAAUUGUUUUAAAAAUAGAAACAUAAAAUAGUUUUUGCACUCAAGCUGCGUUAGCGGUAUAAAAGACUCUUAUUAAAAUUCACAUAAAGAGAGAUCAAAAUUAACAAUACCAAUAUCAAGGAUCUCUCCAAUAUACAGGGCGUCCCGAAAAGAUUGGUCAUAAAUUAUACCACAGAUUAUGGGGUCAAAAAUAGAUUGAUUGAACCUCACUUACCUAUGUGCAAUAGUGCACACAAAAAAAGUUACAACUCUUUGAAGUUACAAAAUGAAAAUCGAUUUUUUUUGAUAUAUCGAAAACUCUUACGAGAUUUUUUAUUGAAAAUGGACAUGUGGCAUUUUUAUGGCAGCAACAUCUUGAAAAAAAUUAAAGUGAAAUUUGUGCACCCCAUAAAAAUUUUAUGGGGGUUUUGUUCCCUUCAACCCCUCAAACUUCUGUGUACGUUCCAAUUAAAUUAUUAUUGUGGCACCAUUAGUUAAACACAAUGUUUUUAAAACGUUUUUGUCUCUUAUUACUUUUUCGAUAAGCCAGUGUUUAUCGAGAUAUUUUGAAUAUUUGUCGAAUCCACCACGUAUUUGUAUAUGGUUAAGAGGUUAAGUACGAUUAUAGACCUGUUAAUAAUCUGAAAAUUUAUUUAUAAUUUACAUUUUUAGAUAUAUUUUGAAAAAGAAGCCGCAUCUCGAUAAAAGGUGAUUUAUCAAAAAAAUACUAAGAGGCAAAAAAGUUUCAAAAACACUGUUUAACUAGUGAUACCACAAUAAUAGUUUAAUUGGAACGUACACAAACAUUGGGGGGGGGGGGGUUAAAGGAACAAAAUCCCCAUAAAAUUUUUAUGUAAAUAUAUUUAAAAAGAAGCCGCAUCUCGAUAAAAACUGGCUUAUCGAAAAAAUACUAAGAGGCAAAAAGGUUUAAAAACGUUGUGUUUAACUAAUGGUACCACAAUAAUGAAUUAAUUGGAACGUACACAAAAUUUGGGGGGGGGUUUAAGGGAACAAUACUCCUAUAAAAUUUUUAUGUGGUGGACAAAUUUCACUAUAAUUUUGUUUUAAGAUGUUCCUGCCAUAAGAAUGGUACAUAUCCAUUUUCAAUAAAAAAUCUCUAAUAGUUUUCGAUAUAUUGAAAAAAAUCGAUUUUCAUUUUGUAACUUCAAAGGGCUGUAACUUUUUUUAUGAGCACAUUUGUACUAAGGUAAGUUAGGUUCAAUCGAACUAUUUCUGACCCCAGAAUGUUAGGUAUAAUUUAUGACCAAUCUUUUCGGGACACCCUGUAUAUCACAACAUAAUAAAUUGACAUGUGGCUUUAGGGUCAAAUAUCACUUUCGCAUUCCAACAUAGAUUAACAACUGCAGACGUAAAUAUAAAGUGUCUUAUGUAAUGUUUAUACAUGUAAUUAUUAAAGUGCUUAUUAAAUUUAAAAUUAUUUAACUAAUUUUAAAUACUCCUUUUCCCGGAAGUUCAAAAAUAAUCUAUAUACUGCAUUACUUUUACUUAAUGCUUUUAAUCGUAUAUUUGACUAACUAUUCUUGGAUUAAGUGAGCCACUUAAUCAUUUAUUUGAUAAUCAUAACUCAUAAUAUUUAGAGCCACAGUCUCUAAAUAUAUCAAAUUUAUUAUGUUCAAAUAAAUUCUAUACUACAUUUAUAUCACUGGUUACUGUGGUUACAUAUGUCUCAAUGUUCUAGUUUUAAGCUUACAUGUGUUCAUUGAAGAGGUUUUUGUGAAUUUAUACAGGAAUGUUACAUUUUUUUCUUUUUGUAUUAGAUUAUUUUUUGAUUUGAAGAGACAUUUAUUUUGUAUACUUAAUAGUUUAACACUAUUAAGCACAUUUAUUGUUAAAUUAAAUAUAAAUAAGAUUAUUAAGUACAAUUAUUCAAAGAAUAUUCAAAAACAUUGUCAAGGAAAAAUAUUGAAAAAUAAGCCAACGGUGGCAAAUUUUUACAAGAAAAAAUAAAUUUUGCGGUGGAUAUCAGAACUCAUCACUCGAUCAGGUGAAACAAAUAAUUCAAAAAGAUUUUGUUAGCUUAUGAGUUCCUCGAGGUAAUGCUGUCGAGUUUUUUAUUUUUACCGAUUUUUCAGUUCUUUACAUGACUCUGAAGUAAAAAAAAACACGAAAUUCUUUGUAACAAAAGAGUGAAAAUCAACAUAUUAUUGAAAAAAUAAGCAUAAAAACAAAUACAUAUAUCUCGACAGCGUUACCUCAAAAAAUGUCUAAAGAAAAUCUAUGCAAAAUUUCAGGUGGAUUGGUCAAGUAGUUUUUGAGUUACACGUGUCCACCGCCUUUGAAAAUAGAGUUUAAAAAAAAACUCGUUUAAAGUGUGGACAACUUCGUUUUCAUCUUCUUAUUUCUCUGUAAAAUCGUAAAGUAAUUCACACUAGAAUAUAUUUUGAAUCGUGGAGUAAUCUACAAAAGAGAAGAGGAACAGUUGUUGAACGUUUCUCACUACGCUUAAGCGUGCUGAUGCGAAACCGCGGUAAUGAAGAUAGGAAUAUUCAACAAGCUGUAUUUCUGGUAAUUUUACUCUGAUCCAUCUGAAAUUGUCAUAGAGUAUUCUUGGAGUUGUGCAGUUUUAUUUAAAAUGAGAAAAAAAUUAAGAAUUUCAAACCAUACCCUCCCUCCUUUAACGGAAGGAUUUGUGUGAGGAUUGUUUUAUGUAUUUUCAGUUUAUGUUACACAGGAUAUUAGAUUACAACCAGUAGAGAAAUUAAAAAUGUAUUUGUUUUAUUAUACUGUCGUGCUAUUAUAUUUCAUCACAUGCCAUUUCUCUUUCUACACAAAACCCGUACCCUUCUGUUAUUUUUGUUCUAUUUGUUGAUUGUUUAAUUAUGUAUUUUUUUAUUUCUUUUUUUUUCCAUUUUUUUUCUUCAUACUUUUUUUGUUGGGUUUUUGUUGUCUCCUUUACGUUCUUUACUGCCAUACCAGCAUCAGCUAUUGUUGACAUUUUCCUACAAUGGUUUGAGUGCUCAUCAGGGUAUAUAUCCAGUCCAAAAUAUUUAUACUCUUUAUAUUCAUGAAUCUAUUAUCCAAUUUAAAAGAGUAGGCAUCGUUGUACUCACCCUAACGCAUGAAUUCCAUUUUUUACUGUGGGUGCGUUUUUCUUGAAUAAUUCGUUUAUUUGCGUAAGUUUAUGUGAGUACAGGAUAUGUCCCAUACUUCUUUUUCUUGUCUCUUUCUUUUUUAUUACUGAACUUUGCUGGGAUUUCUUCUAGCCUGUUGUUCGUAUUCCUUUAGUAAUAAUUACUUAUUUGUUUGUCGAAACGUAAAGUCUUAGAUUUAAAAUAUUGUUUAUUAUAUUUUUAUUUCAAUUAUUCUAAUUGUUUAAAAAGUAGUAAACUGUGUAUCUAGGGCUUUUCGUUGUUUUCCUCGUAAUACGAGAGAUGUCGCUAGAUUGCGUCUCAAAAGGUGGAAUCAUUGUAUCGCGAUGGUUUCCCUUAAAUAGGCAGAUUGUUGAUAUUUCUUUCAGAGUUGUGACUGCAUAGCUUCACUGAGGAUGCUGAAAUAGCUAUAUGGAGAUGGUGGUCCAACUCUGAAUCAAAUAUAAACAAAAACUGCCUUUAUCUUUUUCAUCUUGAUUCAGAUUUGAGUAUUUAGAAACUGUCUUUCGGUCCUUUUCCUAGACGAAGAGAAGGUAAAUGCGUGGCCUAAGUGUCCUCUAUUUGCUUUCUCCUGUUUUCGUCGCCUCUGUGCUUAUAUAUUAUAAAAGCCGGAGAUACAGGAUGCAGCCAGAAAGCAGUUUAUUAACGAAAAGUCUUAGAUUUAAAAUAUUGUUUAUUAUAUUUUUAUUUCAAUUAUUCUAAUUGUUUAAAAAGUAGUAAACUUUGUAUCUAGGGCUUUUCGUUAUUUUCCUCGUAAUACGAGAGAUGUCGCUAGAUUGCGUCUCAAAAGGUGGAAUCAUUGUAUCGCGAUGGUUUUCCUUAAAUAGACAGAUUGUUGAUAUUUCUUUCAGAGUUGUGACUGCAUAGCUUCACUGAGGAUGCAUGAGGAUGCUGAAAUAGCUAUAUGGAGAUGGUGGUCCAACUCUGAAUCGAAUAUAAACAAAAACUGCCUUUAUAUUAUUUGUUUGUAUUAUUGCCUCAACAUUUAUGGCUAGACUUUUAUGAUCAUCAUCACUAUGGCGUUACAACUCUCCUUGAAUAUUUGCCGCGCUUACUAUUGCCUUCCAUGUUUGUCGGUCAUGUGCCACUAUCUCCCAUUAUCUCACUCCCAUUUUCUCUAGAUCCCUCUCUUUGUAUCCCUCCACCUGAAAUGCUGAUAGUAUUGAUAUCAAAAGUUUGUUAAGUCAGCGUUGUAGUCUGGUAUUCUAGAAACCAUGAAUGAUAAAACUAUGUUUAGAAUAUUGGAUCUGAUGAUUGUGUAUAAAACAAUUAAUAUCUAAGUUGAUGAAGUUGAUUAUUAAGUGUGUCUUUGCUGAACGAUUUUAUCUAUGGACAAGUGAAUUAUAGGAUAUUUAGUGUGACCAACUCCAAUUCAGUCAAAUUCGGGACAAGACUGAUAAGAAUACCUGAAAUCCGGGACUUUUCAAUGAUAAGCGGGUAAUUUUUUUUCAAUAUAGAACUUUAAUAUCAUUAUUUUAUUGAUUAUACAGCUUACGAACAAUAUUAAUAUUUUUGUGCUGACAAUGAUAUUUUUGGUGGGAUUAAACCACAAUUGGUUUCAUAUAAUAAUUACAUUUUUGUUAGUUUUUGACGUUUCGACUUCCAAUCCGGAAAUGAUCCUCAAUAAAUGAAAAAUUAUAAAAUCAACUGAUGUUGGAUUUCCAUCUUUUUUUGUCCCACCAAUUCAAUUUGAUCUGAAUUCCUAGAAGAAUAUCAUAUUCAAAAUAGAAUUUUACCAAAACGUUGAAAAUUCGGAUGGCCCGGAACACCGGGGCACGACUUCGUAAUUCGGGCUAUGUCCCGGAUUUUUCGGACUAGUUGGUCAUACUAAGGAUACUGUUUCUGUAUUCUAUAAGAUAUUUUUAUACUCUGAAGAAAAAAACUUCAUUUAUUUUCUUUUUACCACUUGUGAUAUAAAGUAGGUAUAUAAGUUAUUUACAAAAAAAAAUAUACUUUGUCUACACGUUAAUUCACAUGAUCUUUACAUUUGGUAAAACAGCUGAUUUUGGACUACCGCCUUGGUUUUUACAUGAAAACGGAACCAACCAACUUACUGGAGGAGAAGAGGAGUUUGUUGAAAAAAAUGUUGCAUUUUUUAUAAUAAACUAUUUCGUGUUUUUCGCAAAAAUUUGAUAGUUUUUUCAGAGUAUAAAUAGAAAAAUAAACAAUUUAGCAGAGACACAAAUUAAAAUAAAACAUGUACUAUAAGAUCUACCUAUUAUAAUAAUUUUUAUCUGUAAUAAAUCGUCAAACAUU
This is a messenger RNA of Diabrotica virgifera virgifera (western corn rootworm), 21493 nucleotides long. Its product is annotated as 52 kDa repressor of the inhibitor of the protein kinase-like. The record is from RefSeq and is a predicted model, not a curated record. NCBI's taxonomy places the organism in Eukaryota, Metazoa, Arthropoda, Insecta, Coleoptera, Chrysomelidae. Bases 1 to 1557 code for a protein of 518 amino acids. The transcript is spliced from 2 exons. Gene Ontology annotation, molecular function: protein dimerization activity.